AAGCAGGGCUGUGGGUGACCUCAUGGCCCCAGCACCGCAGGCCUGUGUUUUAGAAGCCUGUAUUUGUAUUUUGGCUAUUCACUUUGAGUUGGGAAUUGGGGGCCUUGAGUUUAAAGAUUAAGGGUAUUGCUUAGCUAUUGCCUAGUUUAGCUGUCCAUUAAAUUGCUUAGCUUAGCUUUUCACUGUCAGCCAUUGCUUAGUUUAGCUCUCCAUUGUUAGCUCAAGGAAGUAUUGCUGCAAGCCAGCAAGAAAAGAACCAAUGGGAGGACAAUGAAAGGAGGAACAGGUAUAAUAAGAAACUGCAAAGGCAUGCAAGAUGGGAGAGCCUCCUCCAACUGGGACAAAGGUCAGGAGAACAUGGUGAAGAAGACUUCUGACUUCAUCCAAGCGCAACCGCCAGGUGGGGAGGAAGACGUUGAGCCUUCAUCCAGUGACCACCAGAAGGAGCUACAAUGCAUGUGCUAAGGGGAGGGACACCAUGUAAAUGAAUUCCCAGAAAAGUAAUGAAUAUGUGUCAAUAAUUCCAAAGUUCCUGCUUUGUGAAAGUGGAAAGAUCAGAUGCUUGUUCCGUCUGAACAGAGAAGUCUUCAUCCAAUAAUCGGUGGUUCUCCAGUAACCUGCAAUACUGCACUAUGGAUCGGUUUCUGUUGUCAGCCAAAAGAUGGUCCUACUGGCUGGCAGUGUGGAAAUGGGACUUGCAAACCUGUUGAAAAUAUGAAGAGGGGUUAAAAUGGGAAGAGGUGUUGAGCAUAUAGUCAGAUUUAAACAGCCUUGCACAUAGUAAUUACAUAAAUUUGGAUUCUCUCUUUGGAGAACAGUUCAGCCUCCCUGAGUUGUCAGACUGCGGUGGUUCCUGUUAGCUCUGCACAUUUCCCUUCCCUGCACACCAGUUAUUGCUCAUCCCAAGGAAGAGGUGGCUCAGGGGGAUCUUAUCCUCAGUACUGACGGGAGGUGGUGUGGUUUAACCCAGCAGGCAGCUCCACACUGCAGGGCCACUCGCUCACUCCUCAGGUGGUGUAGGGUACAGAAUCAAAGGUAAAAGUGUGAGACACCAUUCUUUGAGAUAAAGACAGUUUCCUAGGUAAAGCAAAAUUUGUGCAUGUGAGCAAAGGCAAAACCAGGAGCUCAUGUGCUCCUUCCCAUCUGUGGGCAGAUGUUCAACCACUUCCAGGAAUGCAGGGCUCAUCGAAUGUGAUGGUUUCUUGGGAAGACAAAUGCCAUCAGUCCAAAUGUUCCCCCAUUCCUCCUUCUUCCCCUCCCCCACAGUUUUGUUGCUGAGCAUGAUGUCAGGUGGCAUGGACUGUCCUCCAAUCAGUCUGUGUCAGCUGUAUCCCCUCCCAGCUCUUUGUGCACCACCAGCUCCUCACUGUCAGGGCAGCACAGGACACAGAAGUCCUUGGCUCUGGGUAAGCGCUGCUCUGCAACAACUACAACGUCAGUGUUAUCACUGCUGUUUUCAUGAAAAAUCCAAAACACAGUGUCAUGUGAGCCUCUCUGAAGGAAAUUAACUCUAUCCCAGCCAAAACCAGGACAAGGGAGCGCACAGAGUAUGCAGCCGGGCUCUCUAUUGGUGCCCAGUGACAAGACAAGAUGCAGUGGGCACAGACUGGAAUGCAGGAGGUUCCAUCUGAACAUCAAAAAGCACUUCUGUACUGUUUGGGUCCCAGAGCACUAGCAUGGGUUGCCAAGAGGGACUGUCUUCCAUCCUUGGACAUAUCCAAAGCCUCUCUGGACAAGGUCCUGGGCAAGUGGCUCUGAGUGACUUGCGCAGAGGGCUUGGACCAGGCUGACCUCACCUAGUCUGCAAGUUUGUGACUGCUUGCUAGUGGCAGCAGGGAACAGCAUCACUGCUAGCUUGGAGCAGUCUUGCUUGGAGUGAGGAUGUGGUGCAUUUGGACACUGCAUCCUUUCCCCUGCUGACAUCCUGGAGCAUCAUGUGGAGCAAAAAAUGCAGUUUUUAUUUUGGAAAAGAGCUCUAUGCUUCAGCUUGUGGAGUAAGUGGAAAAAAACAUUGGAGGAGGUGAUCAGGGAUUCAGAAAGGGGGACACUGGACAUUAUCCCAUGUACAUCAGUGGUGGGAAACUGGCCCUCUAAUUGCAGCAAGGCCAGAUGCAGCCAGUGGGUUCUAAUGCUCUGGAAGAGAGCAAGGGCUUUGCUAAUGCACCUUUCCUUAUUCUGCAGGCCCUUUUAUGUCAUUUUCCUUGCAACUAACCUAAUCAGUUCUUGGCCUGGUGGUUGUCUUUUGUUUUUAAGCUCUGAGAGGAUGCUCUUGGCACUGUGCUAGCUGCAGCUUUGAGCCAAAGUUCAGCACUGCAACGCUGUAAGUACAGGGAAACCAGGUCCACAAGAAGUGCAGCAAACUGGGAGCUGUGCGAUGCCCAGAUGAGCCCAGGGUACAGAAGGCAGAGUGCAGUUUGUGCCAGCCCGAUAACAAAAUGCUAACGUCAAUUCCUGUCCAGAGUGGAACAUGCAUGGAUUGGGCAAAGUGGUGUUACAGCACUGACCUUCUGAUAAGAUGCUUUGGGAGGCCAGGCUUAGUAGCAUGGUGACCUUGACAAGGCUGCUGGCUGAACAGCAAUGUUCUGAGCUGCCGCAGUGCUCAUGCAGCCUGGGGGAGAAGAGCUGCAGAGCUGGGUCCUGGGCAGCCUCCCCCAGAUGUGUAAGGCUGUCUCCAGCAGCCACCUCUGCUGUGUUUACCAGCACCACACAUGGGCAGGUGCUGACUGUACACUGCUGCCAGGAACCACAGCCUUGCACUGCAGUCAGGAAGGAGAACCUGGGGGCUGUGCAGCCUGGUGAAAGUGCUGUUGCCUGUUAUUUACCUGGGCAGUCUGUGAUGCACUGGCAGGUGUCCAUUGCUCCAAAGUCACUCUACAAGGAAUGCUCCUAAGCCCAGCCACGAGUGGGGCUGUAUGCCAACAACCGGCACCACUUGGCUCUUGUGUUUCUCAGGAGGGUGCAGUCUGACCCUGCGUAAGGGUUUAGGCCUACCCACGCCCAGGAGAACAGCCAGUGAUGUUAGCAGCCCUCAGUGAUGGCCAAGGACGAGCUCCUUGGAGGCAGCCACUAGCACAAGUGUUUGUGGCCUGGUACAGCUGUGGCAAUGGGCAGGUGGGAGGUGCAUGCCUUGGGGCAGGAUAGGGGCUCAGCAGGAACCUCAGGCUUUUUUAAAGCACCAAAGUAUGUCAUAGUGCCUUGCAGAGUGACACUUGCCCAUGGUUUUCCUCCUCUGGAGAAGAAGAGUUCCUGCACACAAUUUCUCAAGCUAUAAACUUCCCCCUUAUGGCAGCGCCCAGUUCCAUGGUGUUCUGCUCAGCUGCCAAUAAUCUCCUGGUUGUUCCAUGUUACCCAUGUUGGUAGGAGGAGCUGCAGUAGAUGUCUUGGCAGAUGUGGGCAGUCGCUGUGCUGUCUCUGGACUUUCUCUAAAGGUUUAUUCCAGCUGGGUACUCUGCAGUGCUGUUUCAGUGUCUAAGAACGUGCAAACUUCUACUGGAGCCUUUCUGGCUGCUGGAUCUGUAGGUGGAGUGUGGAUUCUCAAGUGCCUGUGAUGGGGUAAACUCAUGCUGCAACAUCUCCUGCAUUGGGAGCACAGGCAUGGUCUCACUUCUAUAUCUGCUGCCUGUUUUCAGAAAACCAAGCACUUCUGAGCUCUUAACCAUUCUGUCAGAUGUGGCUGAAAUGGCAAAUGAGCUGCAAAGUUGUUCAUGGUGGUUCAACUGAGUGGAGGCAGUGUGACUGCACGAGUCUUAUUUCUAGAAGGUAUCUCCCAAGGAACAUUAAGGGAGCAAAUAUCUUGCACAGCAUCAACCUAUGGUGCAAUGCGAGGCUGUGCUCUGGAGGGCAUGGCCUUCCCUUGAGUUUGGGUUCAAAAUUGCAUGUGCUUAGACAUCUCUAGCCCCUCUCCCUAUUGCCCUGGGGUACAGGUCUGUCUGAGCCUUCCAGAGGUCCCUUACCCAGGUCGCAGUGUCUCUUCCAUGCACUGAGGCAUACCUGGGCCCUCAAGUCUGUCCUCAGCAAAGGAAUUUUCUACAUACUAGACCUUUUUCAUUAGGUCAUUUUACACCUUCUGGAGGCUCCUCUUAAGGCUGAUGCUUUGGGACCAAAUCUUGUCUCUGCUGUCACACAUGUGGUUCUGCCAAAUGGUCUUUCAACAUGCACCUGCAGAAAUCUCCAGUGCUGACGCCAGGCAGCUCUCACAUUGUGGUUUCUUGGGGGCUGCCCGCUGGUGUGGAAAUCCCCACAAACACUUGGUGGCUGUCAGCUCAAGGACCAGCUGAGGCUUAAGUGGCUUCUCAGCUCCUCCAGGGACAACUUUUGACCUCUGUUUAAUCACAUCAGUGGCAGCACGCACACAGAAUAGAACAACCUUGGAAACCUCCCAGAAAUGCUGGUAAUCCUAAAGCAAUUGACAGGGGGUGGAGGAAGGUAUUGCAAGCCUCCAGCAAAGGUUCGAAGCAGAGUUGCUGCCUGACUGCUGCCACGGACAUGCCGGAACCCUGCUCCUGCCAAUGGUGCCCAUGGGUGGAGGGCAUGAGGAGCUGUGGGCGUACCAAGGAGGCUCGGAGAGAUGAUACAUUAUUUAAGGCUGUGCUAGAGGAUGAAAGCACCUGGACAAGGGAAGGAGAUUCUUGCUCGUGGAAAUCUUCAUCCAGCUCUGUUUCCCGGUGCAGGAGUUGGGUUGGAGCGCACGUGCUGCUGUUGGCUCCCUGCGGAACGCGCUGUGUUUCAGCUGCUGCCCUGUGAUGUGCGAGGCGGGGCUACUGGCACCGGAGCCCUCUGAGGCUGCACGGCACAAUGGCGAAUUGUCAGACACCUGCUGCCACAUGGACCGCUGGCAGAGGCUGCGCACGGCCGUCCGCAGGCUGGAGUUCUGGGAAAGCUUCAGCGCUGAGCUGGUUGGGAGCGGCUUCUUCUCCAAGGUGUACAAGGUGACCCAAGCUGCUGCUUGUAAAGUGAUGGUGGUGAAGAUCUACAAGAACGAUGUGGACCAGGAGGUGAUAGUGCGUGAGAUCAGCCUGCUGCAGAAGCUCUCCCACCCCAACAUCGUCAGGUACCUUGGGAUAUGCAUAAAGGAUGACAAGCUGUACCCCAUUCUGGAGUAUGUGAAUGGGGGCUGCCUGGAGGAGCUCCUGGCCAGCAAAGACAUCGCUUUGUCAUGGAAAGAGAAAGUGGACUUAGCUUCUGACAUCACCAGGGGCAUGAUCUACCUGCAUUCCAAGAACAUCUACCACCGAGAUCUCAACUCCAAGAACUGCCUCAUCCGGGUGACGCCACGUGGCCGUGAGGCACUGGUGGCAGACUUCGGGCUGGCCAGAGAAGUGGUGGAGCUGCCCGUGCAGGAUGCGGAGAGGAAGCUGUCCAUGGUGGGCUCUGCCUUCUGGAUGGCUCCUGAGAUGCUGCGGGGAGAGCCCUACGACCGGAAGGUGGAUGUGUUUUCCUUUGGCAUUGUGCUCUGUGAAAUCCUGGGCAGGAUCCCAGCGGAUCCCGAAGUACUCCCCAGGACUCAGGACUAUGGCUUGGACGUCGCAGCCUUCUGCGGGAUGGUCAGCGGAUGCCCCCGGCAGGUGCUGGACCUUGCUGCCUGCUGCUGUCGGGUGGAAGCAUUUAAGAGGCCGUAUUUCUCCGAAAUCUUGGAUAAGUUGGAGGAUGUUGCAGAGAGCCUGGAGCCCAGGAGGGACAAUCUGCUUUCAGGCUGAGCUGUAGGCCCCCUGCAAAGCCCGACAGUGUGUCGCACAAACUGUAAAUGGAGAGUCAGAAGCGAACAAAGAAGAUGGAGAAGGGAAGAACUAAGUGAUGCACUGGUAUUUAUUUAAUCAUAGUCUCAGUCUCUAAUUUCUGAGAUUGAAAAAGUGGUUAAAAAAUGGAGAGGAGACUUAACCAAGGUCUUAUCUGAGGUUUUCAACAGAUAUAAUUCAGACAGCAAACAGCCUGUGUUUGCUUGUUAAAAGUAAGUGAUCCUGGAGGGCAGGUCAGGGACCUGGAUUCCCUUUGAAGAUGCUUUCCGAAUUCCCUACAGAAAUGUAGCCCUCUCUUGCUUGCCUGUGCUCCCCAGAUCCGAGGCCUUCCCCUUCCACAUCCCCUCUGUCUUUCAGGAACUUAUGUGGGGGCCAGGGUCCCUUUGGAGCAAAGCUGGGGGCUUUGGGGCAUGCAGAGAGCCUCAGAGUUGCCUUAUGCUUCAAAGCCUUAAAGCCCUCUUUGGGUGGCCUCACAGGGACGGGUGCGUUGUGUUGUGAUGCUGGUGGGACACCCUGACACGUGCAUGGGGCACACCAGCAUCCAGCGAGGUUUUGGGAACAGUGCAGAAGGUGUGCCUCGCCGAGGUGUGAGCCAACCGACUGAUAUCUCCUCUCAGAACUGGUGCUUUGCUGUGUCACAGCACUGCAACCAUCUGGAUUUCUCCCCAUGGCCCUCUGCUGGGGUCUGGAGGUGGGAGAGGUGCACCUUUCAUCCUCCCGCAGAUACCCAUCCCCAGUUCAGCUGGUUGCCGGGCCUUAGUGGGAGGGACGUGUUCUACUUAGGACUGAAAUGUCUGUGGUUGUCAGUAGGUAUGCUAACUGUGUGGCGGUGGAGCUGUGUCUCUCUUCUUGCAGACUGUAAGCUCUUGGAGUAGGAGUCCUUUGUCUGUGCACCAAAAGCCAUUUGUAGAUUGUAUAAUGAGGUGUGCAAAUAGUGUUGUAGACCUACAUGUGGACCUCAUCUUGAGCUCUUGCUUGGAAUUUGGUGUCACCUGUGGCUCAGUGCCUCUGUGCCCGGGCACCUGCACAAAGGAGCAGUCGUAGUGUGUUGGGGCAGGGAUGUUGUGGUGGAGUACAGUGUGUUUUCAGCAGAGAUUCCUCAUGAUAAGGAACAUGAAAUGCACUGAAUGGCACCAGGAUCGUUGGCUUGGCCAUGCAUCCAGAGAACCCUCCGUCCCCGGAGCUACCGUCAUGCUUCUGUGGGCUGUGACAGCUGUGCACAGGAAACCUGCUCGGCAGUGACACGCGCCAGCAAACAGCUUCCUGCUGGGGAGUGCUGCCAGCAGGAAGAGUGAAGCCUUGGGAAGCAGGAGACCGAAAAGGAUGGAAGCUUUUCAACCUGGUGGAAGGCAGAGUUGCCAUCUUUUGAUUUGACCAGUGCAGUGAAAUGGACUGCAAAGGCAGAGGAAGCGGCACUGAUAUAGCCCUGUGUCUUCAGGGGCAGCCAGCUGCCACCACCACUGCAGCUGUUGGUCCCUCUCUGCUGUGGGCUUGUCCCAGACCACUGGCACCGUCCCCAGUUCUUGGACAUGGUGUGAGGGUCAUCGCGAGCUGGGAACCAUCCCUCACAGGCCGUCAGGGUCUGCAGGCUGUCCUGGAGGCAGAGGGCAGCGGUUGGACACAGAUGGGCUGGGUGAUGCAGCUCAGAGCAGGGAACGACAUUUUCUGUCUGGUGGCACUGGUACGGCUGUGAGACUGCAUCUGCUUGGCAUCCCGAGGGCAGCCAUGGAGGGGUGCAGAGCUGCAUUUCUGCUGGGCUUUCUGUCUGCCUCCUCCACUCCCAUGGAAGGGACGUCCAGCCCCAUGCUGAGUCUCAGGUGACAAAGGAAAUCUUUGCCAGAGGGAGCUGUGGUGCUGCUGCUGCCUGGCUCUGUGGCUGUUUCAUCCUCCUGGGUGUGCAGAGCAGCGCUGCUGAAGCACGGCACCAAACACAAAGAACAUCUUUGUGCUCUGGCAGCACAGCUGGCAGGAUUAAACUUUGGUGAAGACAGAACACUGUUAGCUGUGAGAAAGUGGUGCUUUGCCAAUGGUGCUACUUGGUGCCUCUGGCGUGGGGCUCCUUACAGCACUCUGUUGCUUCAGCUAGGGGCACAGCACAGCAGCAGCACAAGCACCGCACAAAGGGCGGUGGGUUCACCUUUCCCAUCCCAGCAGCCCACGAUGAGCUGAAGGGACCAAAGCACAGUGAAAUGACUUCUCUUCCCCUGAUGCAGAUUGUUUUGUGCUGACUCAUAAGUGGCCCUGAUUACUCUUAAAUGCAGCUGCCUUACAAGGACAGCUCAGAAGAUCACAAGGAGAUGUUUUCACUUUGACCACCCUGUCUGAUGCACCCAAAUGCAAAUUGUAUGGAGGUGCUGAAGCUGUUUUAUUACAUUCUCAUGUGAGCAGUCAUUGGUGUUGGGUAGGAAGGAGAUCUCUCCUUCCAGAGCCCCAUCCCUUGAAGUCUGUCACCUUUCAGUUCUGGCUGUGAAAUCUUUGGGCAUGUGGAAAAACUGCUGUGUUCCUCCCUGCAAAGAACUGCCGCAGAGCCCCUGGGGGCUGGCAGCAGUCCCACGGGUGUUGGCCUGUCGCAGACACUGCACUGGAGUAUCUCUGGAGGCCGCUCUUGCUGGCCACGGGGCUGCUUCCCCUUUCGGCAGGUUGUGCACCAGCCAGCCAUCAGAGCUGCUUCCAGCCGCUCACCACCUGGCUCCCUGCCCUGGCGUGAAGGCAGGAAGCAGGUUCUCACCUCAUCCUCUUGUCCCAGCCAUCGUGAUUUACAACAGGGGGAAUGUCAGGAGGAGCCCAGGGACGCUGUUGUUCCUGGGCUUCAGGGCUGCUCCUUUCCAGAGCUGCUGAAGAGCAGAGGACGGUCUUCAAACACAAAAUGCAAACCUGAUUCGUGAGCUUUCUGGGACACGGAAAAGCUCUGAGGUGGGCAGUGACAAGGAUCAGUUACAGACUGAGUGGGGCCAUUCUGCUUUUCUUCUGGGGAGACUCCUGGCAGGAGGACAGCUAACAAGAGGGACUAGAUGGUAUGCUGACAGUUUUGGGGGUAUGUUCCUUCAGGGCAUAUCCUUUGUGACAUCUCAAGGCUCUUCCCUGCACCUUCCCACGCUGGUCAGGUGUAGGAGCUGAUGGAGGUGUGAGAACCCUCUUGGAGGAGAGGUGGGAUCUCUGGGCUGGGCACUGUGACAGUCACCAGACCUUGGAGGUCGCAUGGAGGCAGGUGCUCUUCCUCAGUAUCCAGUUACAGCAGUGCCCUAUGUGCUCGGGGUCUGCUUCCUUCUCCUCACCACGGCUCCCUCCCUGCAACUCCAAGCAGCAGCACCUUUGCCGUGCAGCUUCUUUAGGGUCACUGUACCCCAGACUGCAUCAACUUCACUAUGUCCCAAAUAACUAUGGAAGAAAUCCAGGUGGAAUAGUGUAUAUGGGACAUGAUGUAUGUCUCUGCAGGGGGAUAGAUCUUGACCUCUCCCUUAGUGCUUCAGUUCUUCCUGGCUGGAGUCCGUGCAAGCCUUCCCUGUGACUACCGUAACUAUGGGGUCUGGGGAGGGCCGUCAAGCCCCGAGGACCCUCUCCUCCACACACCUGUAUCAGCACAGGGAGUGCUUUCUUGCCUUGCAGGAGGGCCUGCAGUGCCAACUCACUGCGCUGGCUGAGGUAUGCAAGAGAGUGUCAUUCUCCAGCCAGGUCCCACCCACCUCCCCCAGCACUGGUGGUGGUGUGGGCAUGAGGAGCUGGGAUGGGUCAGCCCCAGGACAGUUGACCUCAGGGCUCAGCUUGCUACACACUUGUGCACUAAGUGUGAUAAAUCUGGGAUCCUUCGGAACUCACAAAUAAAUACUCUGUUUCCACUGACUGAUGUGUCACUGUAAUGCAGAGUUAGCACUUGGUUUAGCUGGUUUACAUGGUGUCUCCUUCUGCAAGGCUUGACUUGGGACUGCCGUAGUGUCUUAGUACCACACACCUUGCUGGACAGACUGUUUUUUUUCCAGCUCUUGCUCCACAGUGCCUAAAGAGUGAGAUCCUGAAAACAGUGGAAUGGCUGGAGCUGGCUCUGGGCCCUUCUGGUUUAUUGUGGGAUUUGGUGGGCAAUGGGGAAGUCAAUUCAGCGCCUGUCAGACAGCUCUUGGAUCCAACAGGAAAAAAGGCUGCAGAAACACUGAAGGUUUCGUAUACAUAGAUUAGAGACAAAAAUACCAGUAUGUGCCAUGUAAGGUAAUACCAUCUGAGAGUUUUACUGAAAAGCAGUAGCCUUACCACCAAGGUGGCCUUUACAUCAAGUCUUUACAUCAAAGUAAUGCACUUUUCAGAAAAAGCACACUCAAGCUUAGUAGGGCUGCUGGAGAUAGAGCAGGAUUAAAGCUGGGGCUUACAGAAGCUCAAAGCAGUACUGUUCUCUUCUGGUCUCUAAAGGCUACAGCUCCUCUGGGCCCAAGGCACAAUUUACAACAUCCUUGGUCUGAUCUCACUCUCCAACAGUGUGAUGUUUUCUGUGAUGCUGGCUGUUGAGUGGCACCUGUCAUUGCCAGUCA
Messenger RNA from Numida meleagris (helmeted guineafowl), 10252 nucleotides. RefSeq names its product dual specificity testis-specific protein kinase 1-like. Gene Ontology annotation, molecular function: ATP binding; protein serine/threonine kinase activity. The coding region runs from base 4743 to 5696 and encodes 317 amino acids. Lineage: Eukaryota; Metazoa; Chordata; Aves; Galliformes; Numididae. Gene Ontology annotation, cellular component: cytoplasm; nucleus. The record is from RefSeq and is a predicted model, not a curated record. The transcript is spliced from 10 exons. Gene Ontology annotation, biological process: actin cytoskeleton organization; protein phosphorylation.